UCAAAGUCCACCGUGGACCACUUCGCCACCUCCUCCGUUCCGUUCUCUCCCCCCACGCCGCAACCGAUCCCGCAGUUGCCGCCUCGCUCCGCCGCCGCUUCCGCCCCAGCCCCCAGGUGACUUCCACCGCUCCCGCGCCGCCCCGACCGCCGAGGAAGCGCCCCCCUCCCGAUCCGGCUCGCGGCGCGCGGCCCCGCCCGCCCGCCCGGAUCUGACGAGGUCGCUCGCUGCCGCGGGCGGUCGCUCCGGCCGCUUGGGUAGGGCUCGCGGCCGCGCGCGGGGAGGUGCGGAGCCUUCGUCAGGGGUCCGGGAUGGCGGCGCCACCGGCGAGGGCCCGGGCCGACUACGACUACCUCAUCAAGCUGCUACUCAUCGGCGACAGCGGUGUUGGGAAAAGUUGUCUCCUUUUACGGUUCUCGGAUGGCUCCUUCACCACUAGCUUUAUCACCACCAUUGGGAUCGACUUCAAAAUAAGAACAAUUGAACUUGAUGGUAAGCGCAUAAAGUUGCAGAUCUGGGAUACUGCUGGCCAAGAACGUUUCCGAACUAUUACAACUGCCUACUACAGGGGAGCAAUGGGCAUUUUGCUCGUCUAUGAUGUUACUGACGAGUCGUCGUUCAACAAUAUAAGAAAUUGGAUUAGGAAUAUUGAGCAACAUGCUUCCGACAAUGUGAAUAAAAUUUUGAUAGGCAACAAAGCCGACAUGGAUGAAAGCAAACGGGCUGUACCAACAUCUAAAGGGCAGGCUCUUGCUGACGAGUACGGCAUCAAGUUCUUUGAAACGAGUGCAAAGACCAACUUGAAUGUGGAGCAGGUUUUCUUUUCAAUAGCAAGAGAUAUCAAGCAAAGGCUAGCGGAAACCGACUCGAAGCCAGAGGAGCGUACGAUCAGUAUUAACAGACCUGAGGACGCUUCAACACCACAGAAGUCAGCAUGCUGCGGGUCCUAACUCCUGAGUGGGUUAUGUUAUCACACGGAGGAUAAGAUAGUGGUGAUACCAUGCUUGUAAUUUACCCUUUUCUCUGGCUAUCAUCACGUGGUUCGUGAGCAAUUGCUUGGGUUCAGAUUUCUGUGUUUCACUGUGCACAAUUUUAGCUGUAACACUGGUAGAAAUGCAAACGGUCGCGAGUCAAUGUUCUGGUGUGUGUGCAGAACAGCAAAUCUAUUGUGAGACCGUUUCAUUUCUAAUCAAUAUAUACACGUAACUUUGCCCUAGUGAUUAUCAAAA
This is a messenger RNA of Panicum virgatum (switchgrass), 1229 nucleotides long. Its product is annotated as ras-related protein RABE1c-like. Gene Ontology annotation, molecular function: GTP binding; GTPase activity. The transcript is spliced from 8 exons. NCBI's taxonomy places the organism in Eukaryota, Viridiplantae, Streptophyta, Magnoliopsida, Poales, Poaceae. Gene Ontology annotation, biological process: protein secretion; regulation of exocytosis. The record is from RefSeq and is a predicted model, not a curated record. Bases 312 to 950 code for a protein of 212 amino acids.